Molecule: messenger RNA, 264 nt
Organism: Penicillium daleae
Lineage: Eukaryota; Fungi; Ascomycota; Eurotiomycetes; Eurotiales; Aspergillaceae
Exons: 1
Coding region: 1-264 (87 amino acids)
Source: RefSeq, a predicted model, not a curated record
AUGCCACUGAAGCCGAACACCGUGCCACGUCCGAGUGUGAAGAACCCCACGUACUUAAAAGCUAUCGAGAAGAAUUGCGUCGAUGCCGUUAAGGGGCUUGCCGCUUCGAUUGAGAAUCUUGUCUCUGCGUUUGAUUCUCGUGUUGACACGGUCGGGAUACGUGUCUUUGGGCUGGAGCGUGCUGCUACUGCUUCGAUCAUGCAGCGCUCUUCUGAGAUCAAGCGCAUGCUAGACUCUGGUCUCGGUGUUCUCGCAAUGAGCUGA